CAGCCCCCUCCUCCUCCUCCUGGAGCGCGCGCCAGGCCCCUCCCCCUCUCCGCGGGGCCAAUGGCGAAGGAGGGAGGCGCCCACGUGGCCGCGGGAAGCUUCCGAGGCUGGCAAAACGUGAAUGAGAAAGAGGAGCGCGAUUCAAAGGUCCAGCCGGCGCCCGGGAGGAGGGAGGGAAGGAGCGGAGAGGAGAGGAGAAGGGAAGAGAGAGGGGAGCCAGGCAGCCCAGCAGCCGAGGAAGGGAGGAAAGAAGGCAGCAGCCAGGCAAGAGGAGACGCCACGGAGGGCGGCAGGCCACGCGGAGAAGAGGAGGAGGAGGCGGCGCGCGCGGGGCCGGAUCCAGAUCCCGAUCCAGGCGCAGGACAGCCCGCCCCGAUGCCUCCGGGCCGCGGCGGAGAGGGAGCCCCGGCGCCGACGACCCGCUCCUCUUCCUCGCCUUCUUCUUCGCCCGCCGCCGGGCCCUGACGCCUCUCUCUCGCUCGCUCGCUCGCUCGCUCGGUCUCCUCUCCGCCGCCUCUAUGAGUGCAGCCUUCCCACCGUCGCUCAUGAUGAUGCCGCGCCCUCUGGGAAGCAGCGCCGCCGCCACCGCCUUCAGCAUAGACUCUCUGAUCGGGAGCCCCCCGCCGCCCUCGCCGGGCCACUUCGUCUACACCGGGUACCCCAUGUUCAUGCCCUACCGGCCCGUGGUGCUGCCGCCCCCUCCGCCGCCCCCGCCUCCGCCGCCCCCUCCGCCGCCGCCCCCCUCGCACGCGCUGCCCGGCCUGCCCUCGGGCUUCUGCUCCAGCCUGGCGCAGGGCAUGGCGCUCACCUCCAGCCUCAUGGCCGCCCUCCCCGCCUUCGCCACCGCCGCCGCCCCGCAGCACCCGCAGCAGCAGCAGCACCAGGACGCCGCCCGCAAGUUCGCCCCCGGGCCCUUCGAGAAGGCCGGCGGCGGGCAGGGCGAGGGCGACGACGGCACCAAGGCCUUCCUGGCCAAGGAGGGCUCCCUGCUCGCCUUCGCCGCCGCCUCCGAGGCGCUGCAGGCCUCUCUCGGCGCGGUGCGGGGCCUCCCUGCCGGAGGGAAGGAGGAGGCCAAGGCGGCGGCGCUGGCGCUGGAGGAGGAGGCCAAGGGCUCCAAGGAGGAGAGUUUCUCCAUGGACAGCGACCUGGACUACAGCUCCGACGACAACGGGGCGUCGGCGGCGUCGGCGUCCAAGGAGGAGGAAGGCCCCGGGCUGGGCCUGGAGGAAGGCGGCCCCUCGCCGCACGGGGCCCACGGAGGGGGCGGGGGCGGCCCCACCUCGUCGUCCUCCUCGACGGGCAAGAACCGCCGCCGCCGGACGGCCUUCACCAGCGAGCAGCUGCUGGAGCUGGAGAAGGAGUUCCACUGCAAGAAGUACCUCUCGCUGACGGAGCGCUCGCAGAUCGCGCAUGCGCUCAAGCUCAGCGAGGUCCAGGUCAAGAUCUGGUUCCAGAACCGGCGCGCCAAGUGGAAGCGCGUCAAGGCCGGCAACGCCAACUCCAAGACCGGGGAGCCUUCGCGCAACCCCAAGAUCGUCGUGCCCAUCCCCGUCCACGUCAGCCGCUUCGCCAUCCGCAGCCAGCACCAGCAGCUCGAGCAGGCCCGGCCCUGAGGGGGGAGGGAGACCCCGGCCCAGGGCAGCAGCCCCCCCCCCCUUGAGCAGACUGCCCGGACUUUGUAGAUAUAUAGAUAUAUAUAUAGAGAUAUAUUGAAAAUGUAUGUAUGUAUGUAUGUACGUGGAAGGCUGGAUCCCAGCUGCGGCCUUUUGACUGUGAGACAGGACCAAAGGAGGCGCCUCUUCCCCGCUGCCCAGGACUGACAGUCCCCUCCCUCCCACUACCUUUUAGCAUUAUUAUGAUUGUGUUGUCCAAAUCGCUGCGUUGCUGUGAAUUUUCCGGGCUGUAUGGCCGUGUUGCAGAAGCACACUCUCCUGACGUUUCGCCCACAUCUAUGGCAGGCAUCCUCAGAGGUUGUGAGCUACAGUAUAUUGGAAACUAAGCGAGGGAUCAUAGAAUCAAGAGAGGUUUAUAUAUCUGUGGAAGAAAGAAUUCUUGUCUGUUGGAGGCCAUAUAAACCUCCCUAUCUUAGUUUCCAAUAUACCUCGCAACCUCGGAGGAUGCUUGCCAUAGAUGUGGGCAAAACGUCAGGAGAGAAUGCCAUGUUCCAGAAGCAUUCUCUCCCGACGUUUCGCCUGCAUCUAUAACAGGCAUCCUCAGAGGUUCUGAGGUAUAUAAACCUCCCUUUCUUAGUCUCCAAUAUACCUCACAGCCUCUGAGGAUGCCUGCCAUAAAUGCGGGCGAAAACGUCAGGAGAGAAUGCUUCUGGAACACGGCCAUACUGUCCGGAGAAAACUCACAAAAACCCAAUUAUUAUUGUGUUUGUUUAUACCCCGCUUUUUCUCUCCACAACGAGACCCGGAGCGGCUCUUGCGUCGCCCUUUUUUUCCCCUUGGAGAGAGAAAUCGAGAAGAAAGAAGCCCCAGUUCAGUUGGUGCUGCUGCUACUUCUCCCUUUCUCCCGUGCCCCUUCCUCCCCUCCUUUCUUUUCUUCCUCCUCCGAGAGACUUCAGGGGCAUCCAUCCAUCCCCCCUCUUCCUCUCCCCCCGCUUUGCCUCCAUCUUUCUAUUUUUUUAUAUAUAAGGAAAAAGCCCGGCUUUCUAUUAGAUUGGAGUCCCCUUCCCGACGCUUGCCUGCCUGCCUUGUUUUAUGUUUCGGAAAUGUGCGGUUCUCUCUCCUUCCCUUCCUUCCUCCCUUCGCCCUUCCUUCCCAUACACACCGAUUGUGUUGGAUUAAUUUAUUUCCAAUGUAGCUGACCUUUUUCUCCCCCUUUUUCCUUAAGUUAUGAGAAACUGGAACGAAACACAGUGAUGUUGUGAAUAAUAAUAAUAAUAAAAAGCUGAAAAAGAGA
Molecule: messenger RNA, 2907 nt
Organism: Anolis carolinensis (green anole)
Lineage: Eukaryota; Metazoa; Chordata; Lepidosauria; Squamata; Anolidae
Gene: gbx2
Product: gastrulation brain homeobox 2
Exons: 2
Coding region: 519-1613 (364 amino acids)
Biological process (GO): regulation of nervous system development; regulation of transcription by RNA polymerase II
Cellular component (GO): nucleus
Molecular function (GO): DNA-binding transcription factor activity, RNA polymerase II-specific; RNA polymerase II transcription regulatory region sequence-specific DNA binding
Source: RefSeq, a predicted model, not a curated record